Messenger RNA from Procambarus clarkii (red swamp crayfish), 684 nucleotides. The record is from RefSeq and is a predicted model, not a curated record. Lineage: Eukaryota; Metazoa; Arthropoda; Malacostraca; Decapoda; Cambaridae.
AUGUAUCCCCGCACCAACCCUGUACCCCCGCACCAAGCCUGCACCCCCGCACAAAGCCUGUACCCCCCGCACCAAGGCUGUACCCUCGCACCAAGCCUGUACUCCCGCACCAAGCCUGUACCCCCGCACCAAGCCUGCACCCCCGCACAAAGCCUGUACCCCCCGCACCAAGGCUGUACCCUCGCACCAAGCAUGUACCCCCGCACCAAGCCUGUACCCCCGCACCAAGCCUGUACCCCUGCACCAAGCCUGUACCCUCUCACCAAGCCUGUACCCCCCGCACCAAGCCUGUACCCCCGCAACAAGCCUGUACCCCUGCAACAAGCCUGUACCCCUGCACCAAGCCUGUACCCCUGCACCAAGCCUGUACCCCUGCACCAAGCCUGUACCCCCGCACCAAUCCUGUACCCCUGCACCAAGUCUGUACCCCUGCACCAAGCCUGUACCCUCGCACCAAGCCUGUACCCCUACACCAAACCUGUACCCUCUCACCAAGCCUGUACCCCCCGCACCAAGCCUGUACCCCCGCAACAAGCCUGUACCCCUGCACCAAGCCUGUACCCCUGCACCAAGCCUGUACCCCUGCAACAAGCCUGUACCCCUGCACCAAUCCUGUACCCCUGCACCAAGCAGGGCACAGUUGCUGAGACCCGUAGGGAACACAGGUGUGGGGGCGGAGUAUAG